Ailuropoda melanoleuca (giant panda) is the source of this 732-nucleotide messenger RNA. It is a transcript of the gene RPS19, whose product is annotated as ribosomal protein S19. Lineage: Eukaryota; Metazoa; Chordata; Mammalia; Carnivora; Ursidae. Gene Ontology annotation, molecular function: RNA binding; structural constituent of ribosome. The record is from RefSeq and is a predicted model, not a curated record. Gene Ontology annotation, cellular component: cytosolic small ribosomal subunit; ribosome. Gene Ontology annotation, biological process: translation; ribosomal small subunit assembly. The transcript is spliced from 6 exons. Bases 154 to 717 code for a protein of 187 amino acids.
ACGAAGCUACGUUUGCCCUGAGAGAGGCGGGGCUGCUCUUGUGGCCCUGGUCUCGCGAGCAUUCGGACCUCUCGCGAGACUAGACGCCCGACUUGUGCGCCCGGGAAACCCCGUUGCUCCCUUUCCCCUGGCUGGCAGCGCGGAGGCCGCACGAUGCCUGGAGUUACUGUAAAAGACGUGAACCAGCAGGAGUUCGUCAGAGCUCUGGCAGCCUUCCUCAAAAAGUCUGGGAAGCUGAAAGUCCCUGAAUGGGUGGACACUGUCAAGCUGGCCAAGCAUAAAGAGCUUGCUCCCUACGAUGAGAACUGGUUCUACACACGAGCUGCUUCCACAGCACGGCACUUGUACCUCCGGGGCGGCGCUGGGGUCGGCUCCAUGACCAAGAUCUACGGGGGACGUCAGAGAAACGGGGUCAUGCCCAGCCACUUCAGUAGAGGCUCCAAGAGCGUGGCCCGCAGGGUCCUCCAAGCCCUAGAGGGGCUGAAAAUGGUGGAAAAGGACCAAGAUGGGUGCCAGGUCUGUCCUGCACGGUCUGCAGCUGCCCCUCAGGCGGUCAGGGAAUUCUGCAGAAAAACGAACAGUGAGGGGCUCACCCCGACCUCUCUGGCUGACUACCCCGAGCUCCGGGAAGGUGCCUUCUUGGGAAGCCCAGCUCACCUCCAGGAGGGGCCUGGCAGCGACAGGGCUGAGAGCCUGCACUCAUGGGGGACUGUGUGACCCUUCUCCCACAGG